This is a messenger RNA of Amyelois transitella, 991 nucleotides long. RefSeq lists its product as uncharacterized. The transcript has 14 exons. The coding region runs from base 2 to 991 and encodes 329 amino acids. Lineage: Eukaryota; Metazoa; Arthropoda; Insecta; Lepidoptera; Pyralidae. The record is from RefSeq and is a predicted model, not a curated record.
AAUGGUAUCCCAGGCCGAAGGUUACGCAGUACACGCGGGCUACAGCUACCACAAUAAGUGUCAUAAGUGCUACGUGUGCGACGAAACUGAUCUCCAUAAUGCUGAGGUGUUUAAAGGCGUUAUAUUUUGUUCGAGCUGCGCACAACGAAUCUUCCAGGGAUGCUCCACGGCUCGCAACACCAAAAGCGGAGACAAGGCGAGACGCGGGAGAUCACGGUCCAAGUCCAAGUCUAGGAGGCGGUCGCGUUCACCAGCUAAAACCGGACCACGUGCUAAGAACCCAAUUCCGACGGGCGUCAUCGAGUUGGCACACCUAGCUGCCUCUGUCAGCCGCAGCAGUGGACGCAUGGCCGAUUUGGACACAUUUGAUGACAGUAAAAAACUAGAAAUCACCACUGAAUUGGCGUUGCAAGUUGGGAAACGAAUUUACGAAGAACCAGUGGUUGAGAACGAUGCUUGGGAUCGCCUCAAAAAAGAUAGUGUAGAGAUUGGUGUAACUACGGAAGUCACCCAGGAUCUUCUUCGCCAGAUGAAAUGUCCAGUGGUUGAAAAUCGUGAGAAGAGGUACAAGUCGGCUUCACCCACGCGGGAGAAACGCAAGCGCAAUAGAAGCGAUAGCAAGCCUAUUCCCAUAUCUCGAGAUAAAUGCAGUGACUGGAGAAUAGCAGAAUUGGGAGAGUCGACAGAAAUAGCUAGUAUGGUGCUAAAGAAAAAAUCUGAAAUGCCAGUCAUUAUAAGAUCACUGAACCAAUUACAGAAGGAGCUAUCUCCCCACCCGUCGUGCCUGAAUCGUGAAUCGGAUGUCUCCGGGGAUAGCAACGAGUGGAGAGUCCAGUCUUCUUGUGGAGAAGAUUCUGAGAGAGGAACGGGGUUGAAAGAUAUGCGUGUUGGAAGUUUUUUGAAAAUUCCCAUAAGAUGUUUUAAAAGAAACAUUCUGAGGAGAAGUUCGAUCAUCGAUGUGAUGAUGAACAGUGAAGAUGAUAAGAAGUGA